Molecule: messenger RNA, 1029 nt
Organism: Mesocestoides corti
Lineage: Eukaryota; Metazoa; Platyhelminthes; Cestoda; Cyclophyllidea; Mesocestoididae
Source: the annotation of a GenBank genome assembly
AUGACGCGGAGAUCAUUCAGCGAGUGGCGACUCUCCGCUGCGGAUGUGCCACCACCUCGCUUCACGCCACACCCAGUUGCUGCACUCACUCAGACGCCGCCCAACGGAACCGAAAAAAAUGCAAAAUACAUCACACUGUUCCCAAAUUCCUGUCCAGCUAUAAACACCGCGGGCAAAAUCUGUACGCAACAGCUCCCCAAGCUAGGUCUCAAGGGAUGGAAGCAGCAGAGGCCGCUGUGCUGCUCCACGUCAAUCACAUGCAAGCACGUAUUGAUGCCUCCUUCGGUGAUCGAAGUGCGCGACAUGGUGCACGAAGCGAGCCUGCUUGAUACAUCGCGCCUGUGCUACGUGCAAGGCCUAAGCCUGUGCACUUUUACGCUCGCACCUCGCGCCACCAAUGAGACGAAAAUCUCUGCCGAUAAUCUCUGGUUUAAAGCUUUCCGCCACCGAAAAAUAACUGACGAGGCCGACAAUGACACCGCAAGGGCUACGAUUCUUCGGAUGGUGCGCAGGGAGCCGGCCGCACAGGUUCCACCGUGUGGGAACGAAAGCCGGGUGCUUCAGCCGAAUUUCGAACGUGCCGCCGUGCCGUGUCUACACUCCCUACCAAUGCUCCUGCCAUGGGGUUUGGUGUUUUGUUUUCGUGACCUCAAAUCUGUUCUCAUCGGCUGUCCUGAGAGGCCAAGCCUCUUUGUGACCGGAGCAGGUAAUGAGAAUCCACCUAUAGUACACUCCUCGGUGGAAACACGAGAUCAUAGUAAGACCCCUCAAUCACAAAACAAGCUCUCCCAGGCGUUCUGGGCUCUGGGCGAUGCCAGAAGCUCUACCUGGAAGUACACUGUCCAACCUGCCAUAUCCACAUCUCCUUAUCAGUUAUACCAAGUUUCCGAGGAUCUAAUCCACUGGGAAUAUCACGAUUUCGUGAAGCAGACCCAUCCUCAGUCCUCGGGAAUCCACUGCUUCAUUGUUGAUAAUCUUUCAACCCCUCCUCCUCUGCCUCCGUCCAACUUCCUGAACCACUUUACUUAA